Molecule: messenger RNA, 1002 nt
Organism: Paramecium pentaurelia
Lineage: Eukaryota; Ciliophora; Oligohymenophorea; Peniculida; Parameciidae
Source: the annotation of a GenBank genome assembly
AUGUAUUUACAAUUUAUAGAUUAAAAUUAAGGAGUAUAGAAAUCAAUUUAUAAUCAUGAAACAUGCUUAGCAAUUGCAAUUAAAAAUGAUAACUCAAUGUUGCUUACUGGAUGGGAUAAUAAAGUUCUUGUUCAUAUUUUUAAAUAAGGGAAAUUAAAAUAAUUAAAAUUCUUGCAUCAACAUUAAGCUAAAAUAUCUACGCUCAAUUUUUGUUCUAAAAGUUCAAAUAUUAUAUCUGGCUCACUUGAUGGUUCAAUAAUCAUUUAAUCAAUCUCAUUAAUAUCAAAAUCAAAAUGGAUUUAAAAAUUAAAGGGUCAUGUUGACAUUAUUUGUUUAGCCAUAAGUCCACUAUCUGAAGACUUGAUAGUUUCAGGCAGUCGAGAUAACAGCAUCAAAUUUUGGUAAUGUAUUAACAAACAGUUUUCAUGUUCUUAAACUAUCUUAGACCAUAACAAUUGCGUAUGUGGAUUAUCAAUUAAUGAAUUAGAAGACACAGUUAUUUCUUGUAGUUUAGAUUAAUUGAUUAUAAUUUUUGAAUAAGUUAAAAACAAUAAAUAUGGAAAUUGGGUUGUGAAACAAAAAAUAUUAGUUGAUUAAUUUGGUUAUUGUAUAAGCUUUAUUAAUAAAAAUAUAUUUGUAUUUUAGCCUUAAUUGAUUAAUGAUUCAAAAUUAAUUAUUUACACUCUUAAUGAUUAGAAAUUAUUUAUAAAGAGUAGCCAACUUUCAAUUAAUGAUGGAGGAAUAUUAUACUUUAAUUAUUUUCCUUUAUUAUAUAAUAUCAAAAAAAAUAUCCUUAUUUAUAAAAUAAAUAAUAAUGUCAAUGUCAUAAGAGUAAUAAAAUAAGAUAAGGAAGAGGAAUUUGUUGAAUUUAGGUUAGAAUAGAUAAUAGAAUUCGAAGAUUACUAAAUUUUUGGUACUUUAAGUAAUGAUGGGGAAUAUUUAGUGACUUGGAACGAAAUUUCCAAAUAAAUUUAGAUAAGAAAAUACUAACAGAUUGGAUGA